UCCGGCAUUGCCAUGAGCCACGGUGUGGCUUGGAUCCCACGUUGCUGAGACUGGGGCGUAGGCCAGUGGCUAUAGCUCUGAUUCGACCCCUAGCCUGGGAACCUCCAUAUGCUGCAGGUGCGGCCCUAAAACAAACAAACAAACAAAAAAACAAAAAAGAAAGAAAAGAAAAAGAACAGCCAGCUCUCCAUUUGUUUGGUUCUAGGCUCACUGGGCGGCCUCCAGAGGGUCUCAAGGUGGGACUUGCCAGGCCCCCAGGCACAUCCCCAGAACAGGUGCCCCUGUGGCAGACCGCUUGUGUUUCUCUCGUUCCUGGAAAUUGAGUCAGUGAGAAUCUAGGCCUGAGGCUACUGGGAUGUAGCGCCCCAAGAAUUCCACCCAAACCUCUGACCACCUUCCUAUGCACCUGUCUGACUUUUUCCUCUCUUCCCCCACGCACCCCACAUCUCAGCCUGGGGACUGUUGCUGUGCUGGGCCCUAUACCUGGAGAGCCAGCCCACUCCACCCUGGGUGCCUCCAUCCACCCAAGAAGCCAUUCCUGCCCCUUCCAGCCAGAGGUGGCCCCAGGGCUACGGGCUCCCCCGAAGCCUGCCCCGAAUGCCCUGUGGGUGUGCGCUGCUGUUGACUGCCUUUCCAGCAGUCCUCCUGCCAGCACUGCUCGAGUUCCGCUGUGGUAAUAGUAUCCCUCGUCACAGCUGAGCCCUCAUUCGGGGGACACAAUCUCUGUCUCCCCCACGGCCCCUGACUCUGUCCCCGGUACAGAGCACUCAUUCAUUCAUUCAGCACUUAAUCACCGAGUGCCUGCUGUGUGCCAGGGCUGGGCUAGGGGCCAGGGCGCAGACCUGCUGGCUGCAGGGGGGAUCGUGUCUGUGUUUGGGGACGUACGUUUUGCACACAUCCUGGGUGUGCGCGCACAGCACGAGCACCUCUGUCAUCUGAGUGUGUGUCCCUUAGGCUGUGCCUGUGUGUAGUCUUGCCAGCCUUGAGCAUGCUGAUUCAUUCAGCAAGUGGCUGUUGAGCACCUUCCAAGGAAGUGCCAGGUCAUGACCCUGAAGGUGAGUGUCCCAGGGUCUUUGCCCUUGGGAAGUGUCCAUCUUGUGUGGCCUUCGCAGUGCCGAUUGGCAGGGAUGGGGGCCAGCGGAGGUGGGGUGGUCAGGUUGGCAUCCUGGAGAGUUGGGGAGAAGGGUUGGGGAGUCUUCCUGCCCUGCUGUGAGUGCGCUCUCUGAUCCCCCCAUGGCCCUGGGACCCAAGCUGGCACUCCUUGCUGGUCUCACUGCGCUCAAGUCCCCGGAAGGCUGGUGGGGCUGGAGCUUGGGGUCGCCGCUGUGAGUGCUGCUGCUGCUUCUGGGAGCAGAAUACAGUGCUCUGAAGAGGAAGCCUGUUGGCUGGAGAGCCCAGCCUACAUUCCUUUCUACAAGAGGAGAGCCUGGGGACCAGAUCCCAAAACACAGCACCUAGAAAGUAGAACGCCUCCAUUCAGACCAGAGAAGCUGGAAUACGGAAUUCCGAGUGGGGAAAUGGAGCAGCAACCCUAGAGUGCUGCCUCCUGGAACGUGGAAGGUGGAUGCUGGCCGGCGCUGGAAGAUCAAAUUCAUACCCCCAGGGCUCAGAGGUCCAGAGUGGGAAGCUGAGGCCCAGAGAGGAUGGGGAGGUCCUGUGUCUUGGUGGGCAGCAGUGGGCACGUGUGUGGUCGCUGCCGAGCCGGGCCCUUCCGUGGCCUGCCGGUACCUGACCUUGGGCAAAACCUGGCCCUGCUGUACGUCUUUCCUCGUCUGUGAAGUGGGCUUGUGAAGAUGAGAUGAAGCACAUCCCUAGGAAUGCUGCUCUUGGUGCCCAGGGUCUCCGGGGAGGUUAGUGGCUGAGACCAGGACCCCCCACCUGUAACGACUUCCUAAUCUGUGCUGGUUCUGUCGCUGCUGUUUCAUUCCCUCUCUCCUGCUGCACAGGCUGUGGGAAGUUUGAGCACUUGCGGGCCUGUUCCAGAACGCUCUCUGGAUCCAGCAGGCGGGAAGGACUAAGGAAUUAAAAGCAGCAAUAGAUUGGUGGCUCCCAUGAAAUUAAGGAGCAGGGGCCCGGCGCCUGCAGCACUGGGUGACGGCGAAGACUUUCUGAGAGUCCCUGGUGGGGACAUUAGGUCCUGACCCAAGGGAGCUGUGGCCCUUCCUAGACAGGGGUGGACAGGGAGGAAUCAGGGAGGGAAGAAAGCAAAGUCCUAUUGUUCAGUGUCACGGAGGCUCACCAGGUGCCCAGAGCCACGAGCCAGCCAGCUAUGCACCUGCUCCGUCAGGACCGCUCCCAGCAGGAGCUUAAGUGUGGCGCUCAGGUUUCCAGGUCGCAGGAGCUGCAGGCUCUGGGCCCGGGCGCAGCCCCAAACCCCUCGGAGGACCCAGCAGGCGGGUGUUAGCGGCGCCCUUUAUGCCUCCACAGACAGGCCUGGGAGACAGUAGGAGUUUUGCUUGGGGUCUCAGAGCUCUGAGUGGCAGAGCCAGGGUUCAAGCCCAUUUCCCCCUCAGCAGUGGUUCGUGGAGCACCUACUGUGUGCCAGGCAUGGUGCUGGGCACUCAGCACGCAGCAUGAACGGCACAGUGGCGAGGAUCCUAACCUGCUUGAAGCUGUGGCUUCAUUUUCCAUCUUCCUUCCCGUGCCUCCCCCGGCCCGGCCGCCAGCCGUCCUGUUGCUCGGGCGCUCUGAAGGCUGGGGCCGUUUCCUGGGUCGCACUUCACCCUGUCGACCUGUGGAAGGGCCGCUUAGGACUCACAUAGCUGAGUCACUUCGCUGGGACACGCAGAGCCCGAGGCCCUACUGCUGGCAGUUCCCAGCCACAGACCAGGCCUGAGAGCCCCGCGGCCUUGACCUAGAGGUGCAGGUGUGGGCCUGUGGGGAGGGGCUCUCGGGCACCAGGUCUGAUUUACGUCGUCCCCCUCGAAGGACCCCGGAGAGGGUUACUCCAGACAGAAAGAGUGAAUGCCUUGCCAGGGGUGGACUUGGACGUGGGGCCAGGCGGUAGAGGCGCUGUUUGGGGGUCUCUCUGAGCCCCCAACUUCUCAUCCGUGGCCAGCCUCUGCUCCCGCCCCCAGAGAGCCCCUCAGGCCUGCCUCCUCCCACCUCCUCCCCCCCCAGGGGUGGUGCAGGUGAAUGGCUGGGUUCUCUGCCGGCCAGAUUCGGAUUCAGACCCAGGUCUCCCAGUCCUCCCCCACCCCUGGCCCCCACUUUGGCUGGGACACGGGGUCCUCUCAGUGGAGAGUGGACUUCCGAGGUCCGCAUGUCCCCUCUACUUCCCACUGGAAUGCCCUGCAGUCCCUUGGGAGGCAGGGCACAGUUCAUGGUGACUUCCGCUACCUGGAGAGGGAGCAGGGCGAGGCCCCAAGCGGAGCUGGGCUGGUGGUUUACUGAGCAUGGAGCACGGACAGGCCCCUCCCUUGGGAGCCAGAAACCCCGCUGCUCCCACCUCCUCAGCACCUGGCUCUGGGGAGUGGCAUCUGCAGGGUGGGGCUGCCUCCCUCUGCGGCUCGGUUUGUACCUGUGUGAGGACGCUGGGGCCCCGUGAAGGGAGGCCACCCAGCUAAGAAGAGGUGGAGCCAGGAAACCAGCCCCAGUGGAGGGCAGAGGUGGGUAAAGGUUAGGAAGCCUGGCGCAGCAGCUCAGACAGGACACUGCCUUACCUGGCAGGCCACCCCAGGACCCAAGGAUGAAGAUGAGACGCUACAAGCUCUUUCUCAUGUUCUGCAUGGCCGGCCUGUGCCUCAUCUCCUUCCUGCACUUCUUUAAAACCCUGUCCUAUGUCACCUUCCCCAGGGAACUGGCCUCCCUCAGCCCUAACCUCGUGUCCAGCUUCUUCUGGAACAAUGCCCCGGUUACACCCCAGGCCAGCCCCGAGCCAGGUAGCCCAGACCUGCUGCGAACCCCUCUCUAUUCCCACUCGCCCCUGCUCCAGCCGCUGUCCCCGAGCAAGGCCACGGAGGAACUCCACCGUAUGGACUUUGCGAUGCCGGAGGACACCGCGGAGUAUUUCGUGCGCACCAAAGCGGGGGGCGUCUGCUUCAAGCCAGGUACCAAGACGCUGGAGAAGCCCCCAUCCGGGCGGCCAGAGGAGAAGGCGGAGGUGGGCGACGGCUCGUCCGCGCGGGGCCCGGCCCGGCACCUGCUGAGCACGCGGGAGCGGCCGGGGGCCCGCAGCGCGCGGCGCAAGUGGGUGGAGUGCGUGUGCCUCCCGGGCUGGCACGGGCCGAGCUGCGGUGUGCCCACAGUGGUGCAGUACUCCAACCUGCCCACCAAGGAGCGCCUGGUGCCCCGGGAGGUGCCGCGGCGGAUCAUCAACGCCAUCAACAUCAACCACGAGUUCGACCUGCUGGACGUGCGCUUCCACGAGCUGGGCGACGUGGUGGACGCCUUCGUGGUGUGUGAGUCCAACUUCACGGCCUACGGGGAGCCGCGGCCGCUCAAGUUCCGCGAGAUGCUGACCAACGGCACCUUCGAGUACAUCCGGCACAAGGUGCUCUACGUCUUCCUGGACCACUUCCCGCUGGGCGGGCGGCAGGACGGCUGGAUCGCCGACGACUACCUGCGCACCUUCCUGACGCAGGACGGCGUGUCGCGGCUGCGCAACCUGCGGCCCGACGACGUCUUCAUCAUCAACGACGCCGACGAGAUCCCCGCGCGCGACGGCGUGCUCUUCCUCAAGCUCUACGACGGCUGGACGGAGCCCUUCGCCUUCCACAUGCGCAAGUCGCUGUACGGCUUCUUCUGGAAGCAGCCGGGCACCCUGGAGGUGGUGUCGGGCUGCACGGUGGACAUGCUGCAGACGGUGUACGGGCUGGACGGCAUCCGCCUGCGCCGCCGCCAGUACUACACCAUGCCCAACUUCCGCCAGUACGAGAACCGCACGGGCCACAUCCUGGUACAGUGGUCGCUGGGCAGCCCCCUGCACUUCGCCGGCUGGCACUGCUCCUGGUGCUUCACGCCCGAGGGCAUCUACUUCAAGCUCGUGUCUGCCCAGAACGGCGACUUCCCCCGCUGGGGUGACUACGAGGACAAGCGGGACCUCAAUUACAUCCGGAGCUUGAUCCGCACGGGGGGCUGGUUCGACGGCACGCAGCAGGAGUACCCGCCCGCGGACCCCAGCGAGCACAUGUAUGCCCCUAAGUACCUGCUCAAGAACUACGACCAGUUCCGCUACCUGCUGGACAACCCCUACCAGGAGCCCAAGAGCACAGCGGACGGUGGGAGGCGGAACAAGGGUCCCCAGGGAAGGCCGCCCGCCAGAGACAAAUUGGACGUGGUCGAAGGCUAAGGCUGCAUGAUCUCAUAGGGCCAGUGGCAGGGGUGGGUGCCGCUGCCGCUCCUGCUACCUUCCCACCUCCUUCUGCCUUCUGGCUGGUUCUUAAGAGGACCAAGAGUGGAUGGGUGGGCAUGUCUUUCCUGUUCAAGCCCUUGUGAAUCCAGGGUCAGGCUUUGAGCUCAGAAAACAUCCUUCCUCGUCAGGAGAGGAGAGCAGGACCUGCUGCCCGUCGAGAGCACUGUGGCCAGGAGGUGCCCGGAGAGCAUGCAUGGUGGUCACGGCCAGGGGGUGGUGCCGGGUGGGGAAGGGCGCCUGCGGAACUCCCUCGGGCUGCCAGGUGGGAGCCGCAGUCCCCCCAGGGAGAAGCCCAUCCUUUGGCCUCCUGGGUCUUUGUACCCACAGUGGGAAAAGGGGGGAUGCCAGGAGAUGCAGGGCUCUGUGAAUAGAUGCACUUGAGCCCAAGAGGAAGAAGGGACCGCAGGGUGGGAGGGGAUGAAAAAUGGCAUCCAGCUGGGAGGGAGCGCCGAUGGAUGCUUUGCAGGGUCCUGAGGAGAGCUGGGCGGGCGGUGGGAGAGCUCCACCACCUGCCCUCCAGGACACACUGUACGGUGGCCCUGUGCUCCCCAGCCCCUCCGGAUCUGACACAGGCGUGGGGCCUGGGGACAUCUGGGAAGUCUUCCUUUUGGUUCCAGACCUGCCCUUGACAUUCCUUCCGUUUUAUACCUCCAUCUUGUGCCACCCACCCCCCACCCCCCAGUCCUGGCAAGGCCAGGUGUCCAGCUCUCAGAAUGGGACGGGACCAUCAGCCAACCUCGUAGGUCAGACCCGGGGGGAGGAGCCUCCCCCUCCCCAUCACCCCUUCCCACUGGAACCCACAGUGCCAGCUCUCCACCGUCACAGGUGGAGUCACCCAAGUGCCCCUCCUUGGGGCUGCCUCGGGGCCAGGAAGGAGCCACAAGCCUGCCCUCGGCCCAAGAGGGACAGUAAGGCCAGUCCUGUGUCACCUCAUUCCUUCGUUGCCUCAUGGGGGAGGGGGAUGUAUUUGCUAGAGUAGAUUCUAAACCGCUGUAAUUAAGAGACCCCAAAAUACAGUGAGUGAAGGAAGGCCGAAGCCUGUUUCUAACUCCCCCCCCGGGGAGGGAGACGGCCUGGCUCUAGCAGGCAGCUCUGCUGUCUGCCCUUUGUCACACCUUCCAAUUCCAGACAGAGGGGUUGCUGCAGCGCCCACCGUCAUGUGUGCGUCCACGCCUGGGGGACUCAGAAUAGACAUGGGGAGGGCACACCCUUUCUGGUAAGAGCAUGAGCUAGAGGUGGCACAGUCACUUCUGAUGGCAUCUCACUGGCCAGGACUUAGUCACAUGGCUGCUAGUAGCUGCAAGGGAAGCUGGGAAGAGUAGUUUUCGGCUGGGCUGCCCCGUUCAUUUCUUAAAGGAAGGAGAAGGGGAUGGGUGUGGGGACGAGGAGCAUGGCUGGCAGAGGGGGAGGACAGAGGGUAGAAUGAGUGCUUCCGCCGCCUCACUGGCCACCCAGGGCCCGGGUGUGGUGAGAGCCUGCAGUUGUGGGCAGGAUGAACACCCCCUCCCCCAAGCCCCCUCAGGCGUUUACCCAGUAAUGCCAGGACGCAGAGCCUACCUGUGGAAUGGUGCCCGUUUGUGCGCGUGUGUGUGUAUUUAUGGGCAUGGGUGCAUGCUUGGUGUGUACUUGUACGUGUCUACGUCGGUGUGUCCCUGUACAUAGAUGCUUGUGUGUGGAGGUGAGAGCAGGGCCCAGGCCGCCCCUUUCCGGGGACCUGGAGCCUGUGGCCACACCUCCUGCAACUCCCCAAAACGACUGAGGCUGACAGCCACUUGGGGAGCCUGGAAAGCAAGGCGAAAGGGGACGUGGGGGCCAUCUGUCUGUCUGUCUUUCAGUCCACGGAAUAAGAAGCCGCCUGGCCUGAGGGCUGUACAGCUGCAAGCCCGCUACCUCUCUGCCCCCUUCUCCAGGCUGGCCGGGGGGCCCUGGCCUCCGGUCCACUGGCUCAGGGGCAGGAGAAGGAAUUGGGGAGGAGCUUAGAGCCACCUGGCCCCACCUCCCCUCUCAGACCCCAGAGGGCCAGGCACGUUCAUGGUCACCGCCAAGUGGAGGCCUGGCCACGGAGCGGAGGGGACAGCUGGCAGAGGGGUGGGGGGCCAAGGCAUGGGGUUGAAGAAUUUCACUUUUACUCACAUCAUACACUGGGAAUUUCGGGGGCAGGGGAACCCUGGGCCACUCCCCCAGUAUUAAAGGGAAGCCAAACUGUGAAUGUGACCGCCAGCGCACUGCUGGCCCUGUCACCAGAGCCAGCUUUCUUCCCCGGGGAACCACUGGCCCGAUGGCCUCCAGCCUCAAGGAGGCCCGGCCCGCCUUCGGGUCACGCUGGUUCCCACGGGCAGGCGUGGGAGAGCUUUGGGGGCAAAGGUGACCGUCGGGGUGGGGAAACACAACUUGCCCGAGCAGCAGGCAGGGCCCUGGGAAACGUGUAAGUUAAGGACACCAGUAAUAACAAUAGUAUUAUUUUUUUUGUAAGGGAAAAAUCAAUAUGUACAUUCUGAAAUCAUUUUCUCUGUAAAUGGUUGGAUUUCAUUUCACCCUUAAAGGGAUGUUUAAAGGAAAAGAUAAUAUUAAUAAUAAAAGCAGCUACAAAGUC
Molecule: messenger RNA, 7946 nt
Organism: Sus scrofa (pig)
Lineage: Eukaryota; Metazoa; Chordata; Mammalia; Artiodactyla; Suidae
Gene: MGAT3
Product: beta-1,4-mannosyl-glycoprotein 4-beta-N-acetylglucosaminyltransferase
Biological process (GO): N-acetylglucosamine metabolic process
Cellular component (GO): membrane
Molecular function (GO): beta-1,4-mannosylglycoprotein 4-beta-N-acetylglucosaminyltransferase activity
Source: RefSeq, a predicted model, not a curated record